AUGAGCGCGGGUACGUUCUGGCGAAGAUGUUCUAAUGUUCUGGCGCGGGUACGUUCUGGCGAAGAUGUUCUAAUGUUCUGGCGCGGUGGGCUGAAUUUCCAAGACCUGAUGGCCCGUCAGGGCGCCAUCGACUCGCCGCCGAAGACUCCUUUCAUCCUGGGCUUCGAGUGCGCAGGAGAAGUCGCAGAAGUUGGCGAAGGCGUUGAGAACUUCAAGGUGGGCGACCGCGUGGUGGCGCUGCCGGAGUACCGCGCGUGGGCCGAGCUGGUGGCAGUGCCGGCAAAGUACGUCUACCCCAUCCCCGACGGCAUGUCGUUCCUGGACGCCGCCGCCAUCACCAUGAACUACAUCGUCGCCUACAUCCUCGUUUUCGAGCUCGGCGGCGUGGCCUCUGGGAAGAGCCUAGUGCUGCACUCUGCCGGCGGCGGCGUGGGCCAGGCGGUGGCGCAGCUGUGCCGCACCGUGGACGACGUGACGGUGUUCGGGGUGGCGUCCAAGGGCAAGCACGAGGCCCUGACGGCCGGCGGCAGCCUGACGCACGUGCUGGAGCGCGGCGGCGACUACGCCAGCGAGGUGCGCAAGGCGGCGCCCGAGGGCGUGGACCUGGUGCUGGACUGCCUGCGUUUAGAAUUGUUAAAAAUUCGUCAUACCCGACAUACGUCGAUAUUAACUGGUUACUAUUUUCAAAAUAAAAAAAACAUUGAUUCUUCUUUCCAGUGGUGGCAAGUGGACAAAGUUUCGCCGAUCAAACUUUUCGAAGAAUCAAAGAGCAUUGGAGGCUUUAAUUUACGCCAUCUGAUGUACCAGCAGAAUGGCGCUCCCUACGUUCAAGGCAUUGUCAGCAAAGUGUUCGAUCUGUGGAAAGAAGGGAAGAUCAAGCCUGUUGUAGAUUCCACAUGGGCUCUAGAGGAUGUUCCGGAAGCCAUGCAGAAGAUGCACGAUAGGAAAAACAUUGGAAAGAUUGUACUGGAUCCCAACAUGGAGCCUAAACCCAAACCGGCAACUCCCGCCAAAGGAAAAGCGAAGGGAGGAGACAAAGAUGAUAAAAAGAAGGAGGAAGAGAAGAAAGAAGAAGAUAAAAAGGAGGAAAAGAAGGAAGAAAAUGGAGAGCAGGCUGCACCUGCUGGUAUGAAUGAUCUUAUAUUUGCGUGAUCGAUCUGUAAAGACAUUAAAUAACCAAAGAGAGAAAAUGCUGAGAAAGAGGCCUCGAGUUGAAUGCAUGAUGAAUGGGAAAGUGCUUAUGUUAAAAUCGACCACAUAUUGAAAUUUGUGCAGUGUUAUAUUUUUGUGUAAGAUAUUAGCAUAAUAUAUUUAUUUUGUCUAUAUAUAUUACAAAUAGAAAUGAUUUUACAUGUGUGUUUGUGGGAAUAAAUGCUUUGUAUGGGAGAUGUGUGUCACCGCCACGUCAAAACUAUCUACUACGUACACAUUCUGCCAAACACGACACACGGGUUUUUUGACAAUUUUUCUAACGAUUGCUUACACAAUCACUUAUUCAUACAAAAAAUUAUUUUUCAAACUAGUUUGGACAUACAUUUAGAUUCUGUGAAAAUCCUUUCAUACUGCUCUAGUGAUAUUUUGGAAGUCUAUUUUGUACUGUGGGUGACUCAAGCACAUACAUUGAGGGGGCCUACUUUUAAUGGUAGUUUGCGAGUUGGGACUGAAGUCACGAGUUUUCAAGUCCGUAUGCCUAUACUUUAUUUUCUCUUAUACUUCUGCUUUGAAUGUGAUACUUGGACUUCUGUACAUGCGGUCCAAUUGUAUGUAUACCCAAGCAAGUGUAGAAUUGUUACUGUUACUGCUGCCAAAUGCCUGUUCACGUUUCAUUCUGAUGUUUGUCUGCUUGUUGGUGUGAUGACAAUGUCGGCGAGGAUGCAGAUGAGUUUGUUUCUGUGUCAACAUUUGCAUAUAUUGCUGUUAAUCUAUAUCAAUUUUGUGAUUAUAGUAUCUUAAGCUCUGUGUUGAGUUGAUUACUCUGCACUAUAAGAAUUAAGAUUGUGUGCUUAAUUUGCUGCAUGUCUGAGACGGAAGAUGACUCAAUAAAAUCAACUGGACGACUGUAUAU
Messenger RNA from Gryllus bimaculatus (two-spotted cricket), 2065 nucleotides. NCBI's taxonomy places the organism in Eukaryota, Metazoa, Arthropoda, Insecta, Orthoptera, Gryllidae. The record is from the annotation of a GenBank genome assembly.